Molecule: messenger RNA, 2220 nt
Organism: Cuscuta campestris
Lineage: Eukaryota; Viridiplantae; Streptophyta; Magnoliopsida; Solanales; Convolvulaceae
Source: the annotation of a GenBank genome assembly
CUAAGGAUGAAAUGAAUGAGCAGUUCAAACUUCAAAUAGUUUAGCUCAAUAAUUUAUCAAGAAAAAAAAAGGAAGAAAGAGAAAUAUGGAGGAAAAGAUGCAAGUUCAAAGAGUUAGCUUACCACCGUCUUCUCCGGCGGCACACUGGCCGGAAAACGGUUGCCACCGGGAAAAAGACGGCAAGGCUUCGCCGGAGGAGAAAACGGCAUCGCCGCCGAUGACCCAAAACAAGCCCGGCGGAUGGAGAGCCAUGCCUUAUGUCUUAGGAAACGAGACAUUUGAGAGACUGGCAUCAGUAGGGUUGAUGGCAAACUUCUCAGUGUUUCUGUUGACAGUGUAUCAUAUGGACAUAGUGUCAGCUUCAAACAUGAUGAGCAUUUGGUCUGGUGUCACAAAUUUCAUACCUUUGUUGGGUGCCUUUCUCUCAGACUCUUUUCUUGGCAGAUUUUGGACCAUUGCUUUCUCAUCCAUUGCUGAAAUCUUGGGGAUGUUGACAUUGACCAUAAUAGCCCUGGUUCCAGGACUACGUCCGCCGCCAUGCAAAGCAUCCGCCACCAACCAACAAGGCUGCCGAGGACCCACAAAGUCACAGCUGGGCUUUCUCUUCUUGGGACUCGGCUUCCUCGCCGUCGGCUCCGGCGGAAUCCGGCCGUGCAGCAUCCCGUUCGGGGUGGACCAGUUCGACCCCACCACGGAGGAGGGCCGGAAGGGGAUCGCCAGCUUCUUCAACUGGUACUACACUUCCUUCACGGUGGUGCUCAUACUGGCGUUGACCGUCGUCGUCUACAUCCAAGACUCCGUCAGCUGGGCCCUCGGAUUCGGAAUCCCGGCGGCGCUCAUGGUGUUCGCGAUUGUCCUGUUUUUCCUCGGCACGCGCGUAUACGUCCACGUGAAGCCGCAGGGCAGCGUCUUUUCUGGUAUUGCGCACGUCUUCGCCGCCUCGUUUAAUAAACGGAAAGUCAAGCUCCCGGGGGAUCAAGACGACGGCAGCGCCUAUUAUGAUCCCCCGGUUGCAUUUCUCGUCAGAAAAAAGCUUCCCCUCACUGAUGAUUGCAGGUUUUUAAACAAAGCCGCCGUGAUAACGGAAGGAGAUUUAAACGGAGACGGAAAGCCCAAUAACAGGUGGAGGCUGGUCACCGUCCAUCAAAUGGAAGAAGUGAAAUGCCUAGUGAGAAUUAUCCCCGUUUGGGCCGCCGGUAUCAUUUGCUUGGUCGCCAUUGCCCAACAAGGCACCUUCACCGCCUCUCAGGCUCUCAAAAUGGAUCGUCACAUCGGCCCGAAGUUCCAAAUCCCGGCGGGCUCCCUCUUCGUCAUCUCGAUGGUCACGAUCGCGUUCUGGAUCCCGGUGUACGACCGCCUCGUCGUGCCAUGGAUCCGGAAGCGAACGAAGGUCGAGGGCGGGAUCACGAUGCUGCAGCGCAUUGGGAUCGGGAUCGUCCUCUCCAUCGUCGGCAUGGUCGUGUCAGCGGCGGUGGAGAGGAAGCGCAGGGCCAACGCCGUGGCCCACGGCGGGCCCGACGGGGUGGCGCCCAUGACGGUCAUGUGGCUGGCCCCGCAGCUGGUCGUCAUGGGCUUCGCCGAGGCGUUCAACAUCAUCGGGCAGAUCGAGUUCUUCAACCGCGAGUUCCCAGACAGCAUGAGCAGCGUGGCGAACUCGUUGUACUCCGUAACCGGCGCGGGCGCCGGUUACGUGAGCGUGCUGCUGGUGAGCGUUGUGCACAGGACGACGGGGAGGAACGGCCGGCCCGACUGGUUGGACAAGGACAUAAACAAGGGAGCGCUCGAGAACUAUUACAUGUUGAUCGCGGGAAUGGGAGUGGUGAACUUGGUGUAUUUUGUGUGGGUUGCGCGGGGGUAUCGUUACAAGAGUCAGGUCGGGAUCGGGGAGGUGGAAGAGGAGGAGGACGGCGGUCGUCGGACACCGUUCGGAGAUGAUAUUGAGCUGAUCAAAAAUAGUGUUGGUAAAAGUCAGAAUGAAGUUUGAGGUACACUCUACGUGUAGUAGUGAGACUUAUGUAGUGAUGGUAUAUGUAGAUAGUAUAUAGAGAAAUUUACUUAAAUAGCACUAAUAUAUAAUGACUUUACCCAAUUAGCACCACAUGUAUUUUUCUUCCCAAUGUAGUACUUUUAGUCAUUAUUCAAAUAAAUAUUUGCCAUCACAGGACAUUAUGGAUAUUAUUAAGUGCUAUUUAGGGAAUAAAAUAAUUUAAGUGCUAUUUA